This is a messenger RNA of Scomber scombrus (Atlantic mackerel), 7898 nucleotides long. RefSeq names its product sarcolemma associated protein a (gene slmapa). Gene Ontology annotation, biological process: regulation of voltage-gated sodium channel activity; protein localization to plasma membrane; regulation of membrane depolarization during cardiac muscle cell action potential. The transcript is spliced from 26 exons. NCBI's taxonomy places the organism in Eukaryota, Metazoa, Chordata, Actinopteri, Scombriformes, Scombridae. The coding region runs from base 1715 to 4402 and encodes 895 amino acids. Gene Ontology annotation, molecular function: protein binding. The record is from RefSeq and is a predicted model, not a curated record.
ACUUGCGGAGGAGGACAACUUCUUCUAGAUUCCUCCCAGAAAACUGCUGAAAGGCGACGGCUAUAACUCCAAACCCCUCCCCACAACCAGGACUGUGAUAUAGACAACAACAACAACGUGAGCCUGUACCGAGGAUUGUUUUUUAUUUCUUUUCUUUUAUCUCCUGGAAGAUAAACGGACUGAUGUGAUGCGUGAGGAACCCCGCAGCAGCCCAAAGAAACUCCCCUUGAUACUGACUCUGACUGUCAAGUUAGCCCGGCUAGCCUAGCUGCUAAUGCUAAGGCUAAGGCUAAGUCAGUGAAAGCAGCGUCUUCAAUGCUAACGUCCGCUGCUAGUAGUAGGGCUCCGUUGUAAAGAAACAUACACACAAAAAGAGGAUUUUGCUUUACUGCUUUUUAUUAUCUCCAAGGAGACAGGUAUGGCAUUUUGUUCCCACUCGAUAAGCGAACUGAGAAAACAUUUAAAGACCUGGGUGAUAAGUUUGUGAGCACUCACUAGCCUAGCCUAGCUUAGCUUUAGCUUUAGCUUAGCUUUGGUACAGCGCCAGAAAGCGUUGGCCAGGCUGGUUAGCGCUUAGCUUAGCGAGCUAACGAGCUAGCCAAUUAGCAUUUUAGUUGCACAAGAAGAACCUGCUAAUCCCUGCCUCACAGUUCAUCCCGGCUGAGUGUUUUUUUGAGUGUGAAGCCUCUGUAUUAAGUAGUUAACAUAGACAAAGUGAAGAGAGGAGAUAGGAGGAGAUUUAGUGUAUUUGACCAUGCAUGUGUUGUAACUCAGGGGUGUUUCUCUUUUAGGUCUUAUAGGUGUUCUUCUCUCUCUGCAGAGGGGAGUGGUGGUGAAACGUCAGGUAGCUAAAGCAGAAGGUUUCCCCCCAUGUAUCAGGGGGGCAACAAGGUCACUCAGAUUAUUAUUAUGGCUAUAUGAAAUGAUGACUAUGUUAAUUACAGGUGACAUGUUAUUAAGAAACACCAAAUGUGUGUCUGUGCAGGAUUGACUGCAAGGCAAGACAAGACUAUUAAACACUGCAAAGAAGCAAAGAAAAGCGUGCUUCAAUUUGCUUUUGAUAAGUCAGCAUUAUUGAUAGUUUCCUGGAUUGGUAACUAAUCUGAAUUGAGCAGUAGUGACUGAUUAUUUGACGUGAACCAGUUGCUAUCUUUAGGAGAUUAUUGGUGGUAGAGGUGGUGGUAAGGGGGCUAAAGAUAUAUAAGUCUGGUGGCUGAUUGAGCUCCCCCUUUCCCUUUUUUUUGCUCCACAGAGCUGGAGUAGUUUGAUGGACGUGGGGGGCUGUUUGCCAGACUGUCCCAGCUAUACUCAGUCAUGUAUGUCUUGACACACGGCACCUUGGUCUGUACAUAGUGCCUGCUGUCAGAUAUAAGUGUCGUUAUGUAGUUUUUUUGGUGGACAAGCAAGCGAAGGGGAAUGUCUUGUCUUUUUUUUUACACCUGUCAGUUUGUUUUUUAUUUUCAUUUUUUUCCAAACACAGGAAAGUCUUGUUGAAUCGAAAAGUGGGAAAGAAAGUGGUGCAGUGGACAAUGUUUAUUAGUUAGUGCCUAGAAGCUUUUGGAAGACUAAUAACAACCCUGCCUGCCUACACACAGGCAUUAGAUAUUGUAGAUUAUAAUUUUUUUUGGGAGGAUUGAAACAUAAGCCUGCCACUCUGGAUCAAGAAGACUUGUCCCUCGUGUCUGGUUGGAGUAACACUCUCAAGCCAAAAUCAAUGCCUUCAGCGUUGGCUGUGUUCGCCUGCCGACCCAACUCGCAUCCAUUCCAGGAGCGGCAUGUGUACCUGGAUGAGCCGGUCAAGAUCGGCAGGUCGGUGGCUCGCUGUCGGCCUGCCCAGAACAAUGCCACCUUCGACUGCAAGGUCCUGUCCAGGAAUCAUGCCCUCGUCUGGUUCGACCACAAGACCUGCAAGUUCUACCUGCAGGACACUAAAAGCAGCAACGGGACGUUCAUCAACAGCCAGAGGUUGAGUCGUGGCUCAGAAGAGAGUCCGCCCUGUGAAGUCCUCUCCGGAGACAUCAUCCAGUUCGGCGUUGACGUCACUGAGAACACACGUAAAGUCACUCAUGGCUGCAUCGUGUCAACAAUCAAACUCUUCCUACCUGAUGGGAUGGAGGCACGCCGACGAAGCGAUGUCAUCCAGGCUCCGUUACCACUACCUGUAGACAAGGUUGCAGCCAACACUCCCAGUAUGUAUUCUCAGGAACUGUUCCAGCUCUCCCAGUAUCUACAGGAGGCCUUACACCGAGAGCAGAUGUUGGAGCAGAAGUUAGCCACUCUGCAGCGUCUGUUAACCACCACUCAGGAGGCCUCAGAGAGCAGCUGGCAGGCUUUGAUUGAUGAAGACCGUUUGCUCUCCAGACUGGAGGUGAUGGGGAGUCAGCUACAGGCUUACUCCAAGUCUCAGACGGAGGAAGGGAUUCGUAAGGAGCUCUUGGCUCUGCAGGAGGACAAACACAACUACGAGACGACGGCGAAGGAGUCCCUGAGGAGAGUCCUGCAGGAGAAGAUCGAGGUGGUCAGGAAGCUGUCGGAGGUGGAGCGCUCGCUCAGUAACACAGAGGACGAGUGCACCCAUCUGAAGGAGAUGUCUGAGAGGGGCCAGGACGAGCUGAGGGAGCUCGCCAACAAGUACAACGCUGCUGUCAACGAGAUCAAAGAGCUCACUGACAAAAUUAAGGCAGCAGAGGGCCGGCAGGAGGAGCUGACUCAGCGGGGAGCGACGGAGAAGAGAGAGAUGGAACUGCGGAUCGAGGAGAUGGAGGAGAAGGAGCAGGUUCUCCAGGCUCGCAUUGAGGCUCUGCAGGCCGACAACGACUUCACCAAUGAGAGACUUGCCGCUCUGCAGGUGCGGUUAGAGCAGCUACAAGAGAAAAGCAUUAAAGAAAACAACAGUCUGGAUAUCGACAAUGUCUCCCACGGACCGGUAGAGGAGCCUGUCGAGGACAAACAGAGCCUGCAGAAACCUGAGAGCCAGGAGGAUGACGAGGAUGAGGAGGAUACAGACACUGAUGAUGGUGCAGUUGGGGAAGAUGAAGCUACUGAUGACAACUGUCAUGUUAACAGCGGAGGAGACUCGACUAGAAUCCAACAGUUGAUUGAGUGUCCGCCUGUCAAACAGCUGAAGGAAACUGUAAGUUCUUCAAUCCACAAACUGGCCAACUUUGAUGAAGUGAUGGAUGCUCAUCUACAGAACAACCAGUCAGCAGAAGACGACAUCCUGGCCAGCCCUGAUCGACUCAAAGGGAAUCAGAUGGAUGCCAAAGAGUCAGACAUGUCAGACACGCUGAGUCCCAGCAAAGACCGCAGCAGUGACGACACGUCAGACGGCAACAUGGACGACCAGGAUCUGAAUGAACCACAGAACAGAGUAGCUCUACUUAAAGCUGAGUUACAUCGGGCGGGUCUAGAGCCUGGAGACACGGAGCAGGUCAUCCACCAUCUCCACAGAGAGCUUCUGGAGGCCCAGGACUUAGCCAACACCGGCAAGCAGAAAUGUCUGGAGCUACAAGCUCUGCUGGAGGAUGAGAGGAGGAGUAACUCUCAGCAGACUGAAGAGUCGACCAAACAGAUCCAGUACCUGCAGACUCAGCUCGGGAAGCUGCAGGCUGACAUGGAGGCACUGAGGGAGCAGAGGGAGAGCACCAUCUGCAGCACCAGAGAUGAGCUGUACUCUGCACAGGAGGAGAUUCUCGUUCUGAGGCACGCCAUGGAGGCAGCCACUGCGGAGCGUGAGCGUGAGAUCGCCGCCCUGCAGGCCGAUCUGGGCAUCGUGCGAACUGAGCUGGAGCACUGGAGGAGCACGGCCGCCAAGUACGAGGAGGAGAUCAGCCGGCUGCAGGAGGCCUUCACACAGCAGCAACAGCAGGAACACACUGCCAACCAGCUGCAGACGGAGUGUAGUGCGCUGCAGCAGCGGUGUUUGUGUUUGCAGCAGGACUGUGACGGCCUGAGAGCUGAAAGGAAAACUCUUCUGGAAAAACUGCACCGCCUGGAGACUGAGCUGAGCAGCACCAGGGAGCAGAGUGAGGUCCUCAGCAACAGUCUGGAUUCUCUGGAGAAGAGGAAGGACGUUCUGCAGGACCAAUUGGGUUCGUUGGAGAACCAACACCUACAGGACGAAAGCAGGCUGAUGAGCCAGCUGGACCAGGCCCAGGCCCGCACACACACACUGCAGAAAGAGUAUGAAGACACACAGUCUCAGCUGUUGGACCUCCGUCAGCGCUAUGAGAAAACAGAGCAGGAGAAGCUGAACAUCCACCAGGAGCUGGAGCAGUGCAGGAGCAGCCUGAAGUUGCUGCAGGACAAGACCAGCUCCCCAUCCAUAUUGCAGCCUGUCCAAGCCAUAUUCAUGGGCCUUGUCCUGGCUCUGCUCUACUGGUGUUUCGGCCAGUUGUGGUAGAAAGAGCGGCUGGAGCCCCUGGAUGCCGGUCAUCGCAGUGAUGGUCGCCGUGACGGCAGCCGUCCUCUACCCCAACCUCUCCAAGAGCAGCUCCACUUAGGACGGACACACACACACACACACACACACACACACACACACACACACACACACACACACACACACAUACAUAUAUAUAUAUAUAUAUAUACACACACGCACGCACACACACACACACACAGACACAGAGCGCUGUGAGGAGAGCAUCACUGCUUACUUACUUGUAUAAAGUUUAAUUGUACAUAAUUGUAGAGGGAAUAUAAAGGUUGUGGUUUCUACAGAGGAUUCACAUGUUUUUUGGUUUAUUUUGUUUUUUCUUGUGUUUCUUUUUCUGCAGCGAGGAGUUUUGUUGUUUUUAUUCUCGGCUCUCUCUCGCUGUGGGGACUUGUGUUGGAUUUUAUGUUGGGGGGUUUUCUUUUUGUUUUUUGUUUUCGUCUCUCUGCUGAUUUUUUUCAGAGUAACAUAUUGUUCUCUUCGCAAGCCGAACUUCCACACAAACCUGCCUGAAAGUGACGCACACACACAUUUACCCGCGCUCGAUGUUGUAAAUGAAUGAACAGCGCUGAGGUGAAUGUGGCACUUUCCAUCAGUCUCAGUCCAGUCAGGGGAACAUGAUCCACAUUCAUCCCUCGAAACUGAGAAGUCUGAACGUGUUUCGAGAGAUUUCAUUGGCUGCUGGAGGUCUGUUAGCGGCUCCGUGUUCACCUGCUGUGAACUUGGCCGCAGCCCCUCCAACAGUGAUUGAAAUCAGUCUGAAAUUCCUAAAAAAAAACUAGCUCAAAGCGUCCUAAAAAUGCCGUUUUGAGUCGUCUAUCAGUACAUGUCGCUCUCCAAACAAUACAACUAUUUUUGGAUUUGUUGCUGCUGAUAAUUUGGGAGUUUUCAUGCCAAAAACAAAAAGAUUGUCACACUUCUUGUUUUUCUUGUCAGUGUAGAAAGUGUUUUUUUAAACUGAGAUUAAAAUAACAAUAGUGUAAUAAUAAUUAGAAGUGUUGAAUUAAUCCAAAUGUGUUUUGUUGUUGUCGGUUCAGGUGUUGAACGCACAUUUGUUUGGUUCUAUGCACCAUUAAAGCACAACCAAGCAAAAAUAAAUAAACUGCUUUUUGGGUCUUUUUACCUAAUUUUAAGGCUCUGUUGUUUAAGAUGGGGCUCCAGUUUUAAAAACCUUUUAAUAUUUCAGUCAAUAUUAAGCUUACAUGGUGCAUAUUCUUAAACAAUGAUCACACAGUAGAGCUGUCAUUCAGUUUGAAUGUGGGGAGAAAAAUUUAAUAUUCACUCUAUUUUUCUGUUUAAAAUCAAGUAGGGUAAAUUUGACCUAAAGACAUAUUCAGCUUCAUAUAUCGGUAAAAAUACACAGGAAUCCACUUCAGACUUCAUGAUAAUCUGCUUUAUAGUAAAUGCACAUUCAGGAUUUAUCAGCACAGUUUGUGGACCUGAUCUGGAUCAUCAGUCUGCUGGAGAGUUUUCACAUUAAGGAGGUUUUACUGGAAGUCCGCCUCUGCUCUGUUCUGGUUUUUUUAGUCUUACCGUGUUCUAACAUGGUGUUUCUCUACAUUGUUUUUUUUUUUUUUUCUCUCUCUCUUUUCUUUUUUUGGGGGAGAGGUUUGGGGGACGGGGGUUUAAACUUGAAGCCAAAUUAUUAAAAUAAAAAUCUGAUUUAUUUUCUGCGAGGUUUUUUUUUCUUUUCUUUUUUUUCUCUUUUUAAAUCUUAUAUUUGAGGGCACAGAAAACGGGGGUCAAAGUGCCUCUGAUGUAACUAACUAACACCACAGUUUGUGUAUGUGUGCCGACGGACACGCACACAACCCCACACACACACACGCUUGUUUUUUUUUUAUCGGACUGUCAGUGUUAAGAGUACUGGCUUUCUCCAGAGCUUUCAGCCGCUACUCUUAGCCUUCUUCAGUAAAUGAAUGGAGUCAUUUUGAGUUUAGAUUAUUAUUGUCACAGCUUCAUUAUAACAAUCCACAUCAGCUGGAGUUUUACACACAUUAGCAGCUCUGAGGAUGAUGACAGAUGUUUAAAAUUGAAUCCUCAUGAGUUUGCUGAUUUUGUGACUUUUCGUUUAGCGCCAUUAGCACGUUAAAAAUUACAAAAAAAUCCACGUCGUGAUGAAGAAGCUCAAAAACUAACGACUAUUUUUCCAUCAGCUUGUUAACAUGUUAGCGUUAGAUAGCUCAGGAUCAUGAGUGUUUUAUAUAAACUGGAUACUGGACUCAAAUUUGAAUGAAAAUCGCUCGCCUGGCACAUUAGCCCAAAAAAAAAAAACAACAAUUUUCUACUGUAGUUUCCCAGUUUUGCCUCCAUGUCGUGCGGCCUGCUGAAUAUGCACAGCGACGUUUCUAAAAGAUCACUUUUCUAGGCUUGCAGAAAGUUUUAAAAACACGCUUUUUGAGGCCGCAGAAGGAGGGGGGAUUUUUUUAAACUGCAAUACCAUAAGUGGCCACUGGGAGAAAUGGGGGAAGCGAGGCUGAGCGGCGGCGGCGACUGUAUCCAGUUUUAUUAACACAUUCAUGAUCAGGACACUCUCAAAGAAGGGUCUCCAGAUGAUUAUCUUUGUAAGAAAAAAGAAUAUAAACUCUACUACACAAGUUUUUCUCUAAUAUUUGCUUUUUUUCAUGUGAAAUACUGAACAAUUUCACAAUUCAGGCAUUUAAAAUGAGUCUGAGAUGAUAAAAUGACUCUUAAAUUGGAUAGACAUCCCGUUAGGAGGGUCUCGUACAGAUGUUUUAUAUUAAAGGGGGGGUCACAAAGAUUUCAACAGAGUUCAUCUUACACUCGAGAGCCAAGUCUGACGUAAAAGAGUGACUUCACUUCACCUCUCCGACUGCAUCACUGAAGGGUGUCGUCUGGGGUUUGUUUUUUUUUCUCCGCCACACCUUUAACCACACCCUGCAGUGAUGUCACAGUGAUGUCACGGUGUCCUGCAGGUACACCUUUACACCACUGCAGCAAACUUGAGAAAAACAAGAUCUUCAUCAGGCUUCAGUUUCUCUUCUUUUCACUCUCGUCGUCACUCCAACACGACGGCUGCGAGGUCUCAACUCUGAGCUUGUUUUUAUCAUUAAAUUAUUUCAAAGUGUGUGUGGUUGUGUGUGUUGGUGAACACGAGGGGAGGAGUGUGUGCGCGCGUGUGUGUCGAUUCACACUCUGGACUCUUGAGCAACGUUUGUCAUCGUUUGUGUACUCUGUGUCUUGUCUCCGUGUUUAAAAAGAAGAAGAAGAAAAAAAAAUAAAAAAGACAACGAACAAAUAUUCCUGAUGUUUAAAGAGAAACACUACAGUACAGAGAGAAUUGUAAAAUAAAAUGUUAUUGAAUGAUGUGCUACUAGACUUAUUUUGUUAAAAUUGUUUAGAGAUAUGAGAGGGAGCUAUGUAGAGAAUAUGAUGAUGAUGAUGAUGAUGUAUUGGAUAUAUACAGAGCGAUGUUUGGAUUAAAGUUGUAGCAAGCUGACCC